AUGACAGAAGAAGACUCCCAACCACCAGAAGAGCUCUCAGAUGGAGACACCGAAGCCGCAAAGGAGGUUACAAAGGAAGCUACAAAGAUACUCCCCUCAAUAGACAAUGCAAAGAUACUCAAGGGGGAGACAUACACCUACCAUUCCCCAAUCCCCAAAUCUAUCCAGGAAGACUCCGAAGGCGAGGUAAUCCUCGGCGUAGACGAAGCCGGCCGCGGCCCGGUCCUAGGUCCAAUGGUAUACGCCGUAGCAUACUGUCUAAAGAGCGACAACCCCAUGCUACGAGAGCACAAAUUCGAUGACUCCAAAAAACUAACCCACUCCCUCCGAACCCACCUCCUUCAAACCCUCACCACGCCAGACACAACUCUACACCGCAACCUCGGCUGGUCCACCAUCUCUCUCUCACCCCGGGACAUCUCUUCCGGCAUGCUACGCUCAACCACCUCGUCGAGCACCUACAACCUAAACGCACAAGCCUUCGACGCAACCACAACCCUAAUCACGGCUGUCCUCUCCAGUGGCGUCAACAUUCGGGAAAUCUAUGUAGACACAGUCGGCACUGCGAGCACCUACCAAUCUAGACUACAGAAGCUCUUCCCCCACAUUGCCGUCACCGUUUCGAAGAAGGCAGACUCGAUAUACCCAAUCGUGUCGGCGGCCAGCGUCUGCGCGAAGGUUACGCGCGAUGCGGCGAUUGGGGUACUCGUGCCAGAGGGCGAGGAGAUUGGGAGUGGGUAUCCGGGAGAUGAGAAGACGAAAGAGUGGCUGAGGAGGGAGAUGGAGCCCGUUUUUGGCUGGGAGGUUGGCAUGGCGAGGUUUUCUUGGGCGACCGCGAGGGAUAUGCUUGAGGGUGGGGGGAAGAAUGGUGGGGGAGGGAAGGGGGUUGAGGUGGUCUGGCCCGAGGAGGGGGAUGGCGCGGAGCAGACUCUUACCGGGCUUUGGGGGGGCGCAGCGGGGGGGAAGGGACCCGCAGGGUGGUAUGGGAGGAGUGUCCAUGGGGAGUUUUAG
Messenger RNA from Tuber melanosporum (Perigord truffle), 1011 nucleotides. RefSeq lists its product as uncharacterized. Lineage: Eukaryota; Fungi; Ascomycota; Pezizomycetes; Pezizales; Tuberaceae. The transcript has 2 exons. Gene Ontology annotation, molecular function: RNA binding; RNA-DNA hybrid ribonuclease activity. Bases 1 to 1011 code for a protein of 336 amino acids. Gene Ontology annotation, cellular component: ribonuclease H2 complex. The record is from RefSeq and is a predicted model, not a curated record. Gene Ontology annotation, biological process: DNA replication, removal of RNA primer; mismatch repair.